Eruca vesicaria subsp. sativa (arugula) is the source of this 270-nucleotide messenger RNA. Lineage: Eukaryota; Viridiplantae; Streptophyta; Magnoliopsida; Brassicales; Brassicaceae. The record is from the annotation of a GenBank genome assembly.
AUGCCAUCUGGCCAAAGCUUCAGUCCGAUGCCAAUGCACAUAUUGUUUCAUGAUGGAGGCUUCCCACAGAUGCCAAGAGGUCAUCAAGCUAAUCUAAUCUAUGGGCAUCCGGCUAUGAGCCCCUUCAUUAACAACCCGGUUGCUUAUACACCGUGGCCAAACUUUGCCCCUAUGAACUAUGUGCAGUCGUUGAACCGUCCAGACUUCAGGUUGCUCAUAACGACUGUUGUUGUUUUUUUCCAUUUGAUAUAUCUCUCUCAUAAGUCAUAA